ACACACACACUACAAAGAAUCACGUUUUAUAGAUGCUUUUUUUUUUUUUAAAUUUAGCUUACUUUUACUUUUAUUAGUACAUGUUUGCCAACAUCUGAAUCAGUUUGUAUAAAUAUAUGUUAUGCAGGACGUGAAAGCGGUGAUACAUCUACUUUUACUUUCGGAACAGGGCGGCYUUUCAAGUUGUUGAAACCGAUCGAAACUGUGUUUAAAACUGUUGCUCCCGGACUAAAAUGACUGUAGGUUUUAGGUAACGUUACUUGGCAUGUUUUUYUGGGUUAUUUGCGGAAGCAGCUUGGAUCUGUUUAUCGUUUUUUUCCAUUUAAACCGUGUCGGACUCUUGUACACACAAUGCUGGGCGGCUGGUUGGUUAUGAUUUUGGUGACUUCAGUGACCGCUGAAACAAUGGUGUAUGGGAUGCUUGGCAGCAAAGUUGACCUCAUACCUGAAGGGUUAUCUGUGACCAGCGAAACAAAAAGCAUCACAUGGAAGUAUGGGCCGGACAUAGCACUCGAUUGGGAUGGACAAUCUGUCGAGACUUUUGGUCCUUUUAAAGGACGUGUCUUCCUGAACACUUCGACGGGAGUGAUGACAAUCAAAGGACUCCUCCAGGAAGACAGCAUGAAGUACACGCCAGAGAUUGGAGACAGAGUGGGCGGUGCAGUUAACCUCCUUGUCAUCUCUUCUGUUCCUGUACCAACCAUUGGUAAAUCCCAACCAGACCCAGAAAAGAGAGAAUUCAUCCUGACAUGUGAUGGAGACACAACAGGAGCCGAGCCAGUCAACUACACCUGGAAGGCAGACAAUAACUUGCUGACAGAAAUCUCUAAAACACACCACAUUGUUGAGGAGAACAGUUCAGAAAUAAGAGAGUUCAGCUGUGAGAUGAAGAAUCCAGUCAGUCAGCUGAGCAGCCCACCCUUCCCCAACCCCAUCGCUAACCCUAAGAAUUCGGRCCUGAACAUCUCCACGGGAAUCAUAGUGUUUGUGUGUCUGCUGGCUGCGGUGCUGCUGCUGGCCGUCGUCCACAGGGUGAAAUCAGGAGGCUGGUUCUAUGAAAAAUCAUCCAUGCCUUGGGAAGGAGAGUUCUGGAGAAAGAACGACAGGCAACAGGUGGAUACUACCGAUUCCAAUGGGACCACCACGCUGCAGCAGCAGAAGGGGGACCCAGGUGAAGAAGAAGCAGGAGCAGAGAACUGAACCACCUAAAGGAGCCUGAAACUGAAAAUCCACCACAUUCACAUGAAAACUGAAUUUAUAUAUCUAUAUAUAUAUUUUAGUCUUUAAAAAACUAAGUGUCUUUUCAUUGAUGCAAAAGCAACACAAUUUGCUGCUAAAUUAGUUGAAAAUGUUGAAUAAUUGAGCAUCUUUUGUGUGGGUUAUGUGUUUUGACAUUUUCUGGCAGCACUGAGAACAACCAACCUGAAGUGAUGAUAAAAAACAAGUUCAAGCCUCGUCUUUUACUCGACUGUUACAUUUAGAUGUGUUAACAGGAAACACGUGCUUUACGCAGCUUCAGAGAACAGCUUUAACUUGUAGGAAAUGGUUUGCAAAAAAGGAAUGAUCAAGAUUAGAGUGAAGCAAAAGGGAAGAAAACGUCUGGCUUUAAAGCUGAUCUUUCUGAUCUGAUGAGAUUGUUUUAAGUUGGAGGAGUUAAAAAAAAAGGAAGAUUCUGCUUCGUUUGAGCCUCCAUCUUAACCAACAAUCACAGCUUUGUGCAGCAGCAGCYUUACAUGUCUGGUGACUAAGUGUGUUUUUGUGGUUUUAAAAUUUCUUAUGCAGUCUUUUUUUGUAAGCUCCUUAAUGUUUUCUGUUUUUUUUUAAACUUUUAUCUAAGAGUGUAUGCAUUUUUCAACCCAAUGUGUGUUGAWAUGCAAAUGUUUUUUUAAUGUAUUUGAAAGAGACCCUCUUAAAAAAGGUAUCUUUCUUGAGAAAAUAAGGAACUGAGAUGUUAGUACUCCACUAGAUUAUUAUGUUAUGAGGAUACCAAGAAUGUAACGUAACCAAAUGUUUAACCGGUGAAUAAAACCUGUCUUUAUAGAUG
Messenger RNA from Austrofundulus limnaeus, 2044 nucleotides. RefSeq names its product T-lymphocyte surface antigen Ly-9. The coding region runs from base 352 to 1200 and encodes 282 amino acids. Gene Ontology annotation, cellular component: membrane. The transcript is spliced from 11 exons. Lineage: Eukaryota; Metazoa; Chordata; Actinopteri; Cyprinodontiformes; Rivulidae. The record is from RefSeq and is a predicted model, not a curated record.